Molecule: messenger RNA, 2804 nt
Organism: Monomorium pharaonis (pharaoh ant)
Lineage: Eukaryota; Metazoa; Arthropoda; Insecta; Hymenoptera; Formicidae
Product: hybrid signal transduction histidine kinase I
Exons: 4
Coding region: 1398-2150 (250 amino acids)
Source: RefSeq, a predicted model, not a curated record
GCGCCGUGCCGUGCUGUGCCGCGUUGCGGUACGGUUUGCCAUGCCAUCCUCAGCCGAGUAGCGUGGCUAGUUGUUUCUUUUCUUUAUUCCUUUGUCGGAAAGUCGGCGGCAAGUCUCGUUUUUAAGAGGCAGCAGAGAAGGUCGGGUGAACGGCGAGCGGCGGGAUGUAGUAAGGGGAGGAAGGAGGCAAAAGGGAAACAGCAGCCGCCUAGCGAGGGGUUACGAGGGGGGGGAGAUGGUAGUUCGGUGUGAUCUCGGUAGGGGCAAAAGGGAGUCGGAGGGAAGGGGAACUCGACGCGCUGUUCGAUGAUGCGUCUUGUGCCACCAUCAGGAACUCAAUCGCUGUUCUCUUUCCUUCUAGCUUCGCCUAAAUGCUUUGAUCUCGUCACUGAUAAGUUAUCCAUUAAAUAGAGUGAGAAAAACCAAAGCAAUAAUAAUUCAAAUAUAUUUAAUUUUAAAUUUAUUCAGUGCAUUUCUAAUUCUAUGGCAAAUAAAUAUAAGACUCGGAUGUAUUGGACAUUGAACUCAAUGAUGUUGUCAAUUUCAAUAAUCUAAUCAUACAAAAAGAGAAGACAUACAUAUAUAGCUAAACACUACAACCCGCAGCAUUAACGUUAAUUAUUGGAGAGACUCAGGGAUGAAAUUUCGCGGAUGUCGUUGAUUGGCUAGUUGAUCGAUCAUUUGAUCAACCGUCGACGAUCGACCGUCACGAAUGUUGCGCGCGAUCACGUCGAUUAAACGUCAAAAGGGUGAAGUAAAUAUUUAUCACGAGAGAGAGAUGAAUUUGAGGAAGGGCGGUAGAGGCCGUGGAAUACACGAAGGCCCCCAAGACACGCAGGAUAGGAGAAGGCUAUAAUACAGUUUUGCCACGAGCGAACAUGGCGAGAGCAACUCGCCUAACCGGCGUCGAUCGGUUUUGCUUGGACUCUCUCGGCACCGCUUGCAAAAGGAUGAUACCGGCGAGAAAAAGAAAGAGAGAAUAAGAGAUAGGAGACGGUAAAGUGGAGGGACGAACGAACGAACUAACGGGCGGUGGAGCCUUGGUCAUGUUACGGCGCGGGGGAAAAGAAGGAAACGGUCGGUGCGUUUGAUCUCAGCCGCGGGCGCCGACAAAGCUUUCGUCCUCUCUCUUACAACGACGGACCGUCCCUUGGGUGCGCGCGCGAGAACGGCAUCCAUGUGUAGCCGGGACAGAAAGACUAAAGGAGAAGGAAGGAGGGGGGGAGACAGAGACAGAGAGAGAGAGAGAGAGAGAGAGAGAGAGAGGGAGGGAGGGAGCGAGUGAGAAUGAGAAAGAUGCAAAGCGGAAAGAAGAAAGAAAAAGUGAGCGGUGCGACAAAGGACCACGCAAAGAACGAGAAAGAUGGAAGGAAGUGGCCGAAGUAGAAGAGAAAGAGAUGAGAAUGAAAAGAAGGAUGAUCAUGAGCGGUUAUCUCGACGAAGAAAGAGGGACGGAGGAAAGGAGAGGUACAAGGGAUUUGUUCCACGAUUCAUCGUGCUGUUGCGGUCAUUCUAGCAUGGCUCUCUGCCACAUCACUCUCUUGUGGCAAUGGUACCCACACAAACACGCGCGCGCGCGCGCGCAUCAUCAGAUGAUGAAGAUACUGUUGGUCAUUGUCGCAUUGCUCGCUAUUGAAGCUCAAUCUCAUCCAGGAUGGCAGACUUUCCAAGAUGGAAGAGGAAACAAUCCUAAUCGUGGUCCACCUUGGGCAUAUCCACAGCAAUAUCCACAGCAGUAUCCACAACAUAUAGAAAAUCAAAACAAUGGAUUCAGUUCUGACAUUGAAUGGGUAUGCCAAAACCCAAGGACGAAAGAUAUGAUGAUUAUUGCCUCCGAUAAUACGCGACAUACGCCGCAACAGCAUCCCGGUAGAGGACCGUGGUGGCAAUGGCAUAAUGUUCCACCAGGGCACCAAGGAGAGCAUCAUCGCGGAAACUAUUGGACUCAGCCAAUCAUCAUUAUCCAAGAAACUUCGAACUCUGAUAAAAAUCAAACACCAUUGCCACUUCCAACAACAACAGAAACUUAUAAUAAUAAUAAUAAUAAUAAUAAUAAUAACAAUAAUAACAAUGACAAACAAACAACAACACAAUUUCCGCCUUAUCAUGGCGGAGAAGGAUCUAUUGAUAUUAGAAUUGGAGAAAAAUAAUAAGUAAGCUUACAUAAGUAAACGUAAACUUAAUAUUUAAAUAACACUAUAUAUAUUUCUCACAUUUUUAGUUAUUUAUAAGUUUUAUUUUCUGUUACAUUGUUUUAAUAUUGUAUUGUUUAUUAGUUUUCAGUAGUGAGCAAUAUGAGUUCAUGUUAAUAUUUAUGAAUACACAUAUAUUUUUACUUCAAAUAUGUAUAUAUUAUAUACAUAUUAAUACUAUGUUCUUAUUUCUGAUUAGUCAUUUACGUUUUAAAUACGCGCGUUUCUAAAUGGGUAAAAUCUGAUUGGUUGAAAUUUCGGUUCCACUCCACAUGCCGCCAUUAUGCGCAAUUUUAAAGGAAAUUUUUUAAUUUCCUUUAAAAUCUCAAUGUAAAUGAAUUAUUUUUAUUAAACUAAAAUUUAAUCAAUCUAUUAAUCAAAACCUCCCUUUAAUUUUCCCCCUAUCACAUACAAAUAUAUAAUACUUAAAAACUAAUUUUUUUAAAUACAUAAAAUAAAAAUAAUAAAAUAAGUAAGCUAACAUAAGCUAUUAGGCUCAUACCCUAAAUAUAGACCACUUAAUCUCUUAUUUAUCUACUCAUUUAAAUUUUCUAAAACCAAAUGAUAGGCCUGAAAAAGGAUUAUUUUGAUAGAAUAAACCAUGUAUAUUAU